Molecule: messenger RNA, 5408 nt
Organism: Myodes glareolus (Bank vole)
Lineage: Eukaryota; Metazoa; Chordata; Mammalia; Rodentia; Cricetidae
Gene: Tmem255b
Product: transmembrane protein 255B
Source: RefSeq, a predicted model, not a curated record
AGGUGGUGGAGGGAGAAGGGAAAUGACCAAAGGAGAGAGGAAGGCAGGAGAGGUAGGAAGAAGUGCCCGUGGAGUAGAGAAGAGCAGAUACAGGGCUGUGUUUCUUGCCGCUGCUCCUGGGCCUCCUGAAACCUAACCAGACAGAAGAAGCCUCCAAGUGGCCGCCUCAGAGCGCUGCCCUCCCAGCGGAGGGCACUUGGGGAAUGCAGCCGCUCCCGCCGCCUGUGCCAGGCCCUCUGGCCCUUUUGGAUACCACAGAGGGCUUUGCAAGGAGAAAGAAGAUCUCGCUGUGGUUUGUGGGUGCUCUGCUGCUGGUGUCUGCUCUCAUUCUGACCAUCGGCCUUGCUGCCACCACCAGGACAGAGAAUGUGACUGUGGGCGGCUACUACCCAGGGAUCAUCCUGGGCUUUGGAUCCUUCCUGGGAAUCGUUGGCAUCCACCUGGUGGAGAAUAGAAGACAAAUGCUGGUGGCGGCCAUUGUCUUCAUCAGUUUUGGUGUCGUGGCGGCCUUCUGCUGUGCCAUAGUCGAUGGCGUGUUUGCAGCACGGCACAUCGAACCAAGACCACUCAGCACAGGACGGUGCCAGUUUUUCUCCAGUGGGACUGGGUACCUGUAUGACGUCUAUCAAACAGAGGUCACCUGCUACUCCCUGAGCGGAAGGUGCCAGCUGAGAGUGAGGAGCAACACCUGCUAUUGCUGUGACCUCUAUGCUUGUGGGAGCGCAGAGUCUUCUCCUGCCUACUAUGAAUUUGUGGGUGUGCGCAGCUGCCAGGAUGUGAUCCACCUGUACCGGCUGCUCUGGGUGUCCACGGUGCUAAAUGUUCUGGGCCUGUGCCUUGGCAUUAUCACAGCCGCAGUCCUAGGGGCCUUCAAGGACAUGGUCCCUCUGUCUCAGAUGGCCUAUGGCCCAUCUCCACCACCUCAGAUCCUCUACAACCCUGCCCAGCAGAUCCUGGCCUACACCGGCUUGUGCCCUCCAUCUAUGACUGUGCCAACCUGUUCCUCCUACCCUCUGCCGCUUCAGCCCUCCAGUGCCCUGUCGGCCUCGUCCUCUGCUGACCUCUCUCGGCCUGAGGACACAGAGUCUUCCUCCCAGUGCACCUCCAGCCAUGGGCCUUCUCCUAAUGCUCCUUCACUCUGCACACCAACCUACUUCCUCCCCGGGGAGAAGCCUCCCCCCUACGCACCCUGACACGGAGGUAGUACAUCUAAAAUUAACUUGGUUUGGGGUUGCCAGAAAUAAAACAAAGCUAAUAAAGCCAUACCCAGAAAGUCUGCCUCUGCAGCCAGCCUCACCGAGAACUCAAAGUAUCUCGACGCUGAAGUUGUGCGCUUUCUUCUCUCGGACACACCCUCUGCCAGCACAGGCCAGAGUCAGCUGUCUGGCCCAAUGCCACCUCUGCUGUCCCCUCUCCCAAAUGAAGACAUGAAGCAAAGCACACUAGACCCUAGCCUCACCACCCAGAAGGGCUUCUCUGCACCUGCCAGCAUUCUGUUUCACCUCUAGUCUUGGUUGGUUCUCAGUUGCUAUUUUCUUGCCAUGAGAGGGUGGCCAGUCACCUCUUUGGUAAAGAUUGUUCCUUCAGGAAAGGCAUUACAGGUUGAUAGACCUCCAUGAGCACAUCCCCCAGAAGGAAGAGACCAAACCACUUCUGUGAGUAUGUCCCGAGAAGGGCCAGAGCGAACCCCUGAGCUCUGCUUUUCCCAUGUGAAGGAAAGCCAGCCUGAGCAAACACCCAAAGCCCUUCUAGAGGCCUUUGAGUUCUGCCUCUGUGCAAGGUCCACCUCUGGGCAGACUCCAGAUCUCAUACUCAUGCCCCCUGCGGUGCUCUGCUGAUUUGUUGCCGCUGGCUCAUUCAUUAGCCUUUCUUUCCCUCUCUGUGAGGUCCAGAACUAGCAGGUGGAGGUAGAGAGGACCGGCCAGUGGAGAUGCAGCUCCUGCGCCCCCUGCUGGUCAAGGCUACUCUGUCCAGCAGAUCUCACCCAGGCAGGCUAGAGAAGUUUUCUAAACAGGGUUUCCCACAAAGGCCCACAGCACAGGAAGGUGACAGGCCUGUCUGUGAAGAAGAUAUUCUGUAAACCCAAGAACUGCUCACCAAUCCCUCAAGGGCUGAGGCAGCCAUUGGUCUGAGGACUGAUCAUUAUGCAUUAUUCUCAUUUUAUUGAGUUUGGCCAUGUAGCCUGAGAAAGUGAGUAUCUUGGUUUCUAUUUGAUGCUGGCUGACCUUGGAUCCAGCAUAGUCUUGCUUUCAUACAGCCUCCAGGAGCCUGAACUCAGCCUCCCUAUGACCCUGGACCAAUAGCAAACAAUAGUCUACCUAUUUAUAUUUAUACUAGGCUAUUUAAUACCUCUUAAGACUACGGUUUCAGAGGCAUUUGUGAAAGUCUCCAAAGAAUUACACUUGGAGGCAGCAGGACAAAAUUGUCUCUAGACUUUAAGGGGGUGGGCUUUGGUACUGCUUCUUGAUGGGACCAGGGGUCAGCUGGCUCUGUCCCUUGCCUUGCGUCUACCCGGAGUGCACAGUUAAGCAGAUCUCACAAGGGGCAUAGACAUGCCACAAUACUGGCUGUAGAAGAAGGGUACCUACACAACAAUGGCAAGAUUCCUGUCACGUGUAAGAGUGAGGUUCAGGAAGAUGAGGUUGACCAGAUGCACAAGGAGGUAUCCUUGCUGAAGCCACAUAGUGGGCUGCUUUUCUAUAGGAUUGGGACAAAGGGCACCUCAUCCGUGUCGUGAGUGUACAGAGAAGCGCCAAGCUCUGGUGGCUGAUGGGUGCAGGGUCCUACCCCCUAUCUAUUUUUAUAUUACACUACCCAGUUUUACAUUCAGUCCCGUGUCCUGGGCCCAAUGGGCUUGACCUCUGAACUUCCUAAAGCUGGCCCCCGGGUCUCUGAAGAACAAUAAAGCUGCAGUGAGCCCAUGCUCAUUGGAGCCAAGAACUAUGAAACAUUGCACGCCAAGGUCAACAGUUGUGUUCAUUGCCACAAAAAUGUCUUUCUCCCUUGUCUCUGCCAGAAUGUAAGGCCCUGUACCCCAGUCUCCAGAGCUGCCCCCACACCACAAUCCACACUAACCUGCAGUGCGGGCAGAAACUCUUGAAUGUCCUUCCUUUGUGUGGACAAGGCUGGGAAGCCAACCGGAGCCUGCAUGAUUGGUGGCUCUGGCUCAGCCCCUGAUGACUUUGCCUCUUUGAAUGUCACCCGAGGGUCUGCUCCAUGCUUGGCUUCUGCGCUGCUUUGUGAGAUUUGUUCUCGGGCACCUGCUUUGUCGUGGAAUUGGUCACUUGCAUCUGCUUUUGGGUUGAUGUAAGAUAGGGUUGUCCUGAGUCUGCAGUAUGGUACCCGUUGAGGGCUCACAUGAGUGUGUGUGGGUGUGAAUGGGGUGGGUCAUGCCCUGCUAGUGAGAGACGUUGAGCUCUUCUGCCUUGCCGGAUCGGCCUGCCUGAGUCAGGGUUCCACUUGCACCAUCUCCUCUGUGGGUCACAGAGCCAUUAUAGCUUUGCUUCCCCAGUCCCAGUUACCAAUAGCUUGGUAAUGGAUGACACGGCCCACAGAUAUGCCUCGGUGUGCACAUCCUUGUUGGUCAGCCGAGGAUGUUUUACUGGGCCUGCUUGGGUCUCAUACUUGCUUCUCUUUCACAUGGUCAUUCUGCUAAGUUUGUAGGAAGUUAUUGUCUGUUCUGGGAAGGGAUCCUGUGAUCCUGGGUGUCUCCAGUACCUUCCAAUUAGAGCACAUUGCUUUCCUUUGUUUAAAUGCAGAUCUGCAGGCUUUGUGUUGAGAAAAUACAGUGAAAUGGUCUCCUACCCUGAAACUCUUUCUAAAAGGUGACUUUGCCCUAGGUAUAUUUGGAAAAAUCUGGAGACAUAUUUACUAUGUGUCUGAGGAAGGAUGGGGUGCUGACAAGUGGCCCAAAUGCACAGACGGGUCCCAGGCUGAAGAAAACCGCCUCAAGGAUACAAUGAAAAUGUAGAAGUUCUUCCCUAGAAAGAGAACUUCGCAAUGAAUUCAGACCAUAAAGAUCAUAGUCCAUCCUACCUCUUCCUCUGAACAGUUCACCCCAUCUCCCCUUAAAAGCUUCCUGGUACCCCACUUGGUGUCCUGUAGUUUGACCACUUGGGCCCAGGGAAGUGAGGAUCCCAUGGCAGCAGCUGACAGAAGAUUAGUGCUUUGUUUGGCAGGAGAUGGUGUAAGGUUUGGUGCCAGCCAAGGCUGAGGAUGGAUGCAACAUCGGGGAGGAGAGGUGUCUGCUCUUCCCAUACAGUGUGGUUGCCUCCCUAGGGCAGAUAAGGAAUGCCGAGUAUGUGGCUGCUCCCCACUACCCUCGUCUGUGUGGUCCAGCUCCAAACCAGCGUUUGUCCUGUUCUGUUCUUGGCCUCGUGACCUCCUGGAGAGAUCUGAGACUGCUUGGAGGACAUUCAUGAGAACAUUCCAUGAAAACAUUCCAGAGUUGCCUCCAACACAUGGAAAAACCAGAGGUCUAGGGGAUGCGGCCUCUAGAAGGCUGUGGGCUUCUGUGGCUGCCUGAGGCAAACAGAGGCAGCUAGGAGCCCCGGGCAGGGCUCUACUUCCUACCUUCUCGGAGUUGUGUUCAACAGUGUUGUUUCUGUCCUGUCUUCACCAUAACUUACAGGAUGCUGGGGUUAAAAUCAGCGGCUUCUAACUCCUUCCCUUAUGAAGAAACGGUAGCUCAGAGACACUAGGCUGCCGUUUCUUGUGUCUCCUGCUGCCUAGGGAGGGUGCAAUUCCCUUGGCUCUGCUCGUAGAGUAGCCUUGAAACAGAAAACCAGAUCUUUUCUUUUAAAUGGAACAGGGGGCAGCCAAGACAGGCAAAUGGAGAGCAUAGGAAGAGAAGAGAGAAUAUGUAUAGGUACCACCCCUACUUCCUGGCUGCCAUGGGCAGCUUUAAGAAGGGCUCUCUCUGUGGGGGCUGAUGGGGAGGCAUGUAGGACUGCCUCCAUUGCAGAAAAAGCUGAGGUUGUGCAGCUUGCUGGUGAACCUGGUUCCAGCCCUUGCCCUCAUCCCUGUGAGGAGAGGCUCCUGGAACAGUCCACAGCUGCCUGUCCUGGGACACAAGGAUCCCAGGAAAGGCCCAUUCAGCUGUGGGCCUCUGCCAUGAUGCUCUCAGCUGCUCUCAGUCCAUUUGCCCCAAAUGCAGCUCAGUCCUGAGACACGCCCAGGAUAGAUCGUGACCAACCCAGGGUUAAAAAGGUUUCUGUAAAUUUUUAUUUUUCCAUACUUUAGAAUCAGAAAGAAGCAUGUGGUAAUAAAAAUAACAGAAUUAUUUUCUUCAAAUCCACUCAGCCCUCCAGCCCAACCCUUGCUAGCCAGCUCCCAGCAGGCUCUAGGAGCAACCAAUGACCUGAUACCAGUCCCAUUAUGUACAUAUAUAUUACAAGGCAAAGAAAUAU